Molecule: messenger RNA, 402 nt
Organism: Effrenium voratum
Lineage: Eukaryota; Dinophyceae; Suessiales; Symbiodiniaceae
Source: the annotation of a GenBank genome assembly
AUGGCGCACGAAGCUGCAAGCCCCAGCAUCAAGCAGGAGCUGUGUCGCCUGCGAGCUGGACUCACCGAUUCUCAGGCGCGGCAUAGAGACACAGCUUUGCUGCUGGAACGGCUUUCAGGCCAGAAUGCCGCGCUCCGCGCGCAGCUGAGGGAUUCCGAGGCCUCGGAGAUUUCGGAGCGCGAGAGGGGCGUCGAGAAGCUGCGACGGGAGACCCCCAGGCGCUGCCCCACGCCCUCGACGCCCUCGUCAGGACGUUCUGGGACGGCUGUGGAGGCAAAUGCCUUGAGGCACCGGGUGUGGCAGCUGGAGCGCAGCCUCGAGGAGGAGAAGCGCCGCAGCGCCUGGCGCUCGAAGAUCGGAGAAAACGAAAUGAAGCCAGACAUCGGGGGUUACGGUUCUUGA